This is a messenger RNA of Gadus chalcogrammus (walleye pollock), 9435 nucleotides long. RefSeq names its product putative ATP-dependent DNA helicase Q1. Gene Ontology annotation, molecular function: four-way junction helicase activity; 3'-5' DNA helicase activity. The record is from RefSeq and is a predicted model, not a curated record. Gene Ontology annotation, cellular component: nucleus; nucleoplasm; cytoplasm. The coding region runs from base 5898 to 7103 and encodes 401 amino acids. The transcript is spliced from 3 exons. NCBI's taxonomy places the organism in Eukaryota, Metazoa, Chordata, Actinopteri, Gadiformes, Gadidae. Gene Ontology annotation, biological process: telomere maintenance; double-strand break repair via homologous recombination.
UCGUUAGUUUGGUUUUUUCUUUGAAUUUAUUUUUAUGAUUUAAAGUAUCAUUUGCCAACGUCCUUGUCACAAACUCCUGUGUAGCAGUCCAGUAGGUGGCGGUAUAUGGGGAAAAACUAUGAUCCGCCACUAAACUAGAAGAAGAAGAAGAUCUCUGCAUCCGGUACGUCACGGACUAGGUCACGUGUCUUGGCCCCAUAACGCGGAAGCAAAUCGCUCCUGUAUGUUGCCCUGCGCCACUGAGCAGUUUGUAUAGGAAUGAAUGGGCGGCCAUUUUCUUUCGUCUGUGGUCCAUCCUUUAUUAUGUCCAUUGAUUAGACCCAGCUUCGAAAGUUGACUGCAUACAUCAUCUCUGGCCUUACUAUAAAAUAUUGAUUUACAAUGUGCAAUUUUUCCCUGAUAAAUUAAAUUCGACGAACAAAACCUGCAGCUGUCGUUGACGGACAUUUUUGUGCAGACGCGCAAGGUGUUUUGGUUUGUGUACAACCUGCGCGUGAUUCCCGGCGCAUGACAUACGUCACAACCAAACGUUAGCGAUUGGUUAUGGCAGAUCCAGAGUGGCACUGGGCAGAUCCAAUCAUUUUAAACUUCAACAGACACCCGCCUUCAAGUGAGUUAACGUUUGUCAAUUGAUUAGGUCCAGACUCUCUGUACAAAUGAAAUUAAAUGAAGUGAAGUACGAGAGUCUGGUAGAACCAGGCUAGGUCUGGACCUGCUGUAUGUAAUUUGGUUUUCUGGGGCCGCCACAGCGGCGCCCAAUCAGCGAACAGAGGGCGUGUCUGAGAACAAUGACGAUAAAGUCGUGCGCCAGUUUGAGUUGUUGUUGUAGGUCGGUAGUCAGAAGGCAAUGGAGAACGAUGUGAGCGAAGCUAUUCGGUCUGUUGUGGCAACGCUGCCGAAUAUUGAGAAGUUAAAGCCGGAGCAAGAACAAGCUUUGUUGAGUUUUGUUGGUGGCCAUGAUGUGGUGGCGCUUCUCCCCACGGGGUUCAGGAAAAGUUUGAUUUUCCAGCUGGCUCCGUUAUUGGUGAAGGAGUUGGGUAAGGCGAAUGCUGGCGAUGCUAAGCCGAUAGUUAUUGUAGUCUCCCCUCUCGUUGCACUAAUGGAGGACCAAGUGAAGGAGGCAGAACAGUUGGGAGUUCGUGCUGGGCAGCUCGGCGUGCAUGAUGACCGUGACAUUUUGGAUGGAAGCUUGAGUCUGGUGUUCGGCAGCCCCGAGUCCUGGCUGCUGAACAACAAAUGGCGACGAAUGCUAGCCUCAACCAUAUACCAGGACAACCUCAUUGGUAUCGUCGUAGAUGAGGUCCACGUUACGUACAAAUGGGGCGAGGCUUCCAAAGGCGAGUCGGCAUUCCGAGAGAGUUUUGCCAAGCUCGGAGAGCUAAGAUCUAUAGCCAAGGAGGGCUGACACACCUGCAGCAAAUUUGAGAUCCCCACGCCCAAUUACCAGCCUGCUGCAUAAAGCCAGCAAGUCAGUUGCUUGAGGAGAACAGACCCGGCAACACCUUUGUCCCACAGUGCGAGUUGUUAAAUAGCCUUUUCUUUCUGUAAUCUUUGAUCUAGGCCUGGGGAUGGCCGGCGGUCCUACUUUUCCGUUUAGUUCUUAGUUUAUGAUUUGGUUUGGUCAGGCAGGGAGGGGGGCCAGCCUCGACGUCCCUAUAGGGGGUGGCCUGGUCCCCCCUCCAUUUUGCUGAGUUUGUCCGGCAUCCUCAGGUCCCUUUUGGUUUGCAGUCUUCUUUAUUUGGUAAAGUAUUCAUACUGCAUUUCAGCUAUGGUUUCAUUUGGUUAAUAAAACCCGUUAAAACAUCUUAUUUCAUGGUGUCCUUCCUUUAUGUUGGGGUCUCCAAUUCGAGCCACUGGGUAUCUUAUUCAGUUAUGUGGAGGCCGUAACAUAAUGGGGGCUCGUCCGAACAUUAUUAUUUUUUCUCUUUCCCUAACUUUAAUUGAAAUUUGGUAAAUUUUGUGGGUGUGCACAUUUGGAAUUUUGAAGGUUUGGAUUUAUUUUGUCCACCUUAAUUAAUUAAAUUGAUUAGUCUAUCUUUUGUUUGCAAGAUAUAUCGGUACUUUAUUUCAGUAUUAGUUAUAGGUAAUCUUUACUGAGUUUCUGGUUUGUCAUUUGCGUUGGUAGACCUUAAUUUGGGCACACCCCUUAUUAGGACACCAUUUAGGUAAUGCUGUGUUGGGCAGUGUUUGUCAUUGCUGGUCUGUCUCAUCGGGCGUUGGCUUUUUUGCCUUAUUUGUAUUUGUACAAGCGUUAAGGUGGUGGCUGUUUGCCUUAAAACCUGUAUUGCUUUUGCAAUUUUUGAUGCGCUUGUUUCUUUUUCGCUUUGCGAUAUUUUUUUCAGUACAAAUAACUUAGUGGCCAUAGUUCAGGAUGGAGUUUAUUUUGGAAGAGUUUGUUAAGCAGCCUUCGCUUGAGGUGUUUCAUAAAUGCACUAAAGAUAAUUUGACUUCUAUUGCUGAUCAUUAUAGCAUCAUAGUCUCGAAGACAAAAGCAAAGAAAGCGAUAAAACAUGAAUUAUGGACUGCAUUGCUUGAGGAAGGCAUGUUGCCUGACCCUGGCAUGGCCCUUUCGUCAACAAAACAGGCCUUCCCUGAUCAAAGCAUUAGAAGGUUGGAAUUGGAGUUAGAGCUGCGGCGGCUAGAGUUGCAGGACAAAACUAGUGAGAGGGAGGCAGCAGCCAGGCUUAAAGAGCAGGAGGUCAGGUUUAAACAAAUGGAAUUGGAAGAGCAGACUAAACGGGAAAUACGCCUAAAAGAGCUAGAGCUAAACCAGGCCCCUCCCCCACGACAUGGCAGUGGUGCACAAGCUGAUUUUGACGUUAACAAGUGCAUCCGUAUGAUUCCUCCAUUUAAUGGUAAAGAUGUUGAUAAAUACUUCAUUCUGUUCGAGCGCACGGCUGACACUUUGAAAUGGCCCAAAAAUGUUUGGCCGUUACUUUUGCAAUGUGUGUUUACUGGGAAAGCCCAGGAGGCAUAUACAUCGUUGUCACCAGCUGACAGUCUUGACUAUGACAAAGUCAAGGCUGCCGUGCUUAGGGCAUUUGAAUUGGUGCCUGAAGCCUAUAGGCAAAAGUUUCGCCGGUAUAAGAAGUUAGACGAUCACACCUUUUCUGAGUUUGGUCGGGAGAAAGAGGCUCUGUUUGACCGCUGGUGUCAUGCAUCUAAGGUAGCGGUGUUCGAACAGUUACGUGAGCUCAUCCUGCUAGAAGAGUUUAAGAACUGUUUAUCAGAUAGGCUGGCAACCUAUAUUAAUGAGCAAAAAGCUUUGACACUGGCAGCUGCAACUGUCUUUGCGGAUGAGUAUGUGCUCACCCACAGGGACAGUUUUGAGAGGACUCCUGUGUCGGAGCAUAGUUCUUACUCAUCAUGGCGCAAAUCUAGCUCUUCUCACUCAGACAAUGUUCCAGUAGGAACCUAUGUUCCAUUUAUUAAGCGGGAGGGUGAAGAGAAGCUUGAAAAGUCAGACAGUGGGGAGGGUGUGAAGGAGAGGCCAACUUGCAGUUAUUGUAAGAAAAUAGGUCACACCAUUAACAAAUGCUUUACUCUUAAGAACAAGUCUCAACCACCGAAAUCUGUUGUGUUAAUUAAAAGUGAGUCUUUGAUUUCAGUUUCAACAGAGCCGGUGCGCACUCCUGACCCUGAAUUCCAGCCCUUUUUAAUGAAGGGUUUUGUCUCUUUGACAGAGGGGGACUCUAAGCUACCAGUUAAUAUCAUCAGGGACACUGCGUCCAACCAAUCUGUAAUCUUGGAGCAUGUGUUGCCAUUUUCAGAUAUAUCUGCUGUUGAGUCAGAUGUGCUCGUUAGAGGGUUUGAUAUGCGAGAUGUGGGCCUGCCGCUUCAUAACAUCUAUCUUGAGUCAGAUUUGAUCAAGGGGUGCGUUAAGGUGGGGGUCUGUGCGCAACUCCCAAUCGAGGGGGUGACUCUGCUCUUGGGUAAUGAUUUGGCUGGUGGUAAAAUGCUCAUUAAUCCAGAGGUAAUUGCUGUUCCUCUGCCAGAAAACUCUGACGAUUUGGCAUUGAAAUUUCCCAUAGUGUUUUCUGUCUGUGCCGUGACGCGGGCAAUGGCCGAGCGUCAAAAACUGGAGGCUGAGGUGGAACUGUCCGACAGUUUUCUGGUUGACUGUUCAGUUUCCCCAACCGCCUCUCCAGAGGUCCCUGCCCGUUCCGUUUUGCCUCAACUUGACUCAAAGGUUUGCAUGUCACGUGAGCAGCUAGUUGCCGAUCAAAAGCGGGACGUAUCACUAGCUCCUCUCUUUGAAUGUGUGAUUUCAGGAGAGGCGUUAGAUGAUAUGUCAACAGGGUUUUUCCUAAAAGGUAACGUGCUCAUGCGUAGGUGGACACCUCCAAAGUUAGGUGGCGAUGAUAGUUGGGGGGUGGUGGAACAGAUCGUUAUUCCUCGAACAUAUCGAAGUGAGAUUUUGAAACUAGCACAUGAUAAUCCACUUUCUGGUCACCUAGGAAUUAAUAAGACUUUUGAUCGUAUCUUGCGGUACUCUUUCUGGCCAGGGCUAAAAGGUGACGUGCGUCACCAUUGUAAAACUUGUCAUGUUUGCCAGGUUGCUAAAACCCAAGCCAUCCCUCCAUAUCCACUUUAUCCAAUUCCUGCUAUUGGUGAACCGUUUGAGCGUGUUGCACAGGGCAAAAUGAAGAGAUGGUUUGACAAGGGUGCCAGAAGCAGGAGUUUUCGUCCCGGUGAUAAAGUGCUGGUUCUAUUGCCUGUUCCUGGCUCUUCUCUGCAGGCGCGUUAUAGCGGCCCUUACCUAGUCAAGAGGAAGGUGGGUGAUCGAGACUACAUCAUCGACACCCCUGAACGUCGACGGCGUAGUAGGCUGUGUCAUAUUAAUAUGUUGAAGCCUUAUUUUGACAGGGAGUCUCAGUCUGUUUCCACCCCUUCUGAUGGUCCAGUGGUCAGUGGGGCACUGGAGCUGUCCAGUGUGGGAAUUGCUGAUGGUGACAAGGUAACUCUGGCGCUGUCUAGCAACGCCAGUGUUCCUCCCCCUGAAUCUCAGGAUGACCAAGAGGAUAUUGUAGGGAUGUCCAGUGAUGUAUGCUUUCUAAUCUUCAUUGUUGUCUUCCAAAUUUGGUUCAGUCUCUUGUUUUUCUGAACCAGAUGCGGAACACAAACCGAAGGUUAAUGAGGCGGUCAAAAUUCUUGCAGUAUUUCAAUGUGGAGGUCAGGUAUGUCCGUGGAAAGGAUAAUGUCCUGGCCGACACAUUGUCACGCUCUUUUUCUGAUGAGUGAAUGACCUCACGUUGCACUCCCGGUAUUCGCCAUCAUAGGGUGGGGGUGUUGCGUGUGGCCAUAACUCAUUCAAUCACUGUGCUGUGCCUAAACCCCCAUGUCUUUGCUUUCCCAUCAGGCUGACACACCUGCAGCAAAUUUGAGAUCCCCACGCCCAAUUACCAGCCUGCUGCAUAAAGCCAGCAAGUCAGUUGCUUGAGGAGAACAGACCCGGCAACACCUUUGUCCCACAGUGCGAGUUGUUAAAUAGCCUUUUCUUUCUGUAAUCUUUGAUCAAGGCCUGGGGAUGGCCGGCGGUCCUACUUUUCCGUUUAGUUCUUAAUUUAUGAUUUGGUUUGGUCAGGCAGGGAGGGGGGCCAGCCUCGACGUCCCUAUAGGGGGUGGCCUGGUCCCCCCUCCAUUUUGCUGAGUUUGUCCGGCAUCCCCAGGUCCCCUUUGGUUUGCAGUCUUCUUUAUUUGUUAAAGUAUUCAUACUGCAUUUCAGCUAUGGUUUCAUUUGGUUAAUAAAACCCGUUAAAACAUCUUAUUUCAUGGUGUCCUUCCUUUAUGUUGGGGUCUCCAAUUCGAGCCACUGGGUAUCUUAUUCAGUUAUGUGGAGGCCGUAACAAUAUUAAACAAACACUUGACAACUUGUUGGGUAUGUUAUAAAAUGGGGCAUGUGUUUAUCUUGUCAUAUUUCUACUCUCCCAGGUACACCUGUUUUGGCACUGACUGCCUCCGCUGACAUCAAGUCAAGAAGCAGAGUCAUCAGACUACUCCAUAUGGACAAUGCUGUUCAAAUCAUCGCUAGUCCCAACAAGACAAACAUCCGUCUUGGCUUGUGCAAGGUGCCCACUCAUCACAUGAACUGCCUAGACUGGAUAGUGCAACAUGCCAAAGACGAGGGCUCAGCAAUGCUACCGAUAUUAAUUUACUGCCAAAGCCUUAAAUCAGUGGGGAGAGAGAGACAUGCCUGGGUGGGCUGUGAUCCGGACUGUAGAAGUGAGAACCUACUGAUUGGCAUGUUCCACAGCAAAACCCUCCCCCAAAACAAGCAGAGAGUGUUGGCUUCUCUGAGGGGGGAAGGGAAUUGCCGGAUAGUUGUUUCAACAACAGCUUUGGGGAUGGGGUUGCAUUUUGCUAAUGUUUCACACGUGGUAAUGUACGGGGCUCCAGGUGACCUAGAGGCCAUUUUACAACAGGCGGGCAGGGCUGGAAGGCAUGGUCAGCCAUCACAUGCCAUCCUCUACAACACCGGGCAGUACUUCAAGGUGGAUGAAGAGGUAAAGAAACUGCUUGCUGUUGGAAAAACCACAUGUUUCAGGAAAUCUCUCCAUGCACAUUUUGAAGCAGAACCCAGCCAUGUAGAGCCAGGCCAUCUCUGUUGUACAUACUGUCAGACUGUUUGCGCUUGUUCAUCUGGCACAUGUACAGAACCCAUGCCCAAUUAUGAACAGAUUGAAGCUGAACCAACUCAUCAGAGAUCUAGGCAUGUGGAUGCAAAUGACAAGUCUUUAAUUGCAGAUUUGCUGAAUGACUACAGAGAUAGUUUGAUCAAUUCAUCCAAUCCACUGUACACCUCACAUGCAGCCUGCACUGGAUUCAGUCAGCAACUGGUGGAUGCAGUAUUGACCCACUGUCAAUACAUAUUUGACCUGGCAUACAUUAGUGCUAACCUUCCUGUGUUUAGAUUGGACCAUGCAAAGGAGAUUUUAAUUAUCAUCAGUGAUGUUUUUGGGGAUAUUGAUGGGGAUCUGCAAUAUGAUUCAGAGAGGUAUUUAACUGACCCAGAUCUCUAUUUCAGUAACUACUUCGACAAUGUUGAUGAUGAUGUUGAAGAUACACUCACGAGCCAUGUCAGUAGCUCUGAGUCUGAACAGUGAAUUCUGUGAUGCUUGUGAUGUACAGAACACUUCAAACCCCUUUGUGUACUUGUGCAGGAACAUGAUUGGUGUCAGUUGUAUAUUGUUUUGUAUGUGUUUGGUUGGUAUUUGUGCAAUUCUACAAAACUAAAUAAAAGUGUACAAAACACAUACUUGUAAGACCCUAAUUAAGUUAUAAUAGAAACGAGACGUACUAUGAAAAAGUGUUUUUUUUUUUACUAAUUCAACCAAAAAGUACUUGCAUAACAAUAUGAACUAUUUACACAUUCAUACAAAUAGGCCUUCUAUAAAAGCUUCAAAUGAAAUAGUCUGGCAGGACAAGGCUAGGACCAUUACAGACCAGGUAGGUAAUUGAUUAAAGAACAACAGUCCUCCAGUCUUUCAGCCUGCAACGCAUCCAUCGCCACACGUCAUUAUAGUUUAGCUUGGACAGAAUGUUUGUGUUAAAUUUAGGGAAUGCAGAGAAGUGUCUUCCCGGUUGCUGGUUGAAAACCUCAGUGUUCCUUAAUACCUGAAGCACCAUUAAAAUGUUGUUUUUUAGAUCUGCAUGGUGGAUGCCACUGGGCCGGGAUAGCUGCAGCUCUCCGUCUGUUGUAUCCAUCAGGGUUUUUAAUAAACCAACAGACCUGCUGACCCUGUCAGCUGUUUUCUCUGCCAGGUUGGUGCCUUUAUUCCUCAAAAAAGAUUUCAGGAAGUUGUUGAGGUGCUCGAGGUGCAGAUCAAGAGGAACAUUUUUCCCUUUCCCGCCGCUACUAUUCCAGAAUCGGUUCCAGGUUACAUCAUGUUUAACCCUAAGGGGACAUUGUUGCAUUGAUUUGUACAGUCAAGAGGAAAGUGCUGUAGGCAUAAUUAGUGUGCCCGUAAGCCUUGUAAAUCAGUAGUGCCACCUUGUACAGCCUUAUCAAGCGCUCCCCAUCUCCCUCUUUCACUGCAUCCAACAUAUCGAAUAGCAGAAAUCCAAAGCUAAGCCUGGCCUCAGUAUGCUGUUUUUUGUGGUCAAUCAGACCAGAGGAAGCCGGCUCAACAACUGGCAUAGAUGCCACCACAAAACUGUGGACUUUCUCUUCGUGGGUCUCUCUGGCUUUUCGAUAAAUGAAAACUUUCUUGCAACCUGGCUCACGACAAGGGAGCUUCUCCUUCUCAGUGCGUUGGGCUGUUGCCGCUUCAGUAACGCCAGCUGUCAGGUCAGCAAUGUCUGUAGACAUUAAAAACUUGUCAACGACCUCUGCCACAGAGUCAUGGAGCCAGGUCCUCUUCUGUUCUGCAGAGCCUUGCUGGAUGUGGUCUGGUACUAAGCCGUCUGGAGUAGCUGUGAGAAAACAAAAAAGAAAUAUAUCUAUAAAAAUUGUAUUCAUACAUUGUACCUUAUGCCAAGAAAAGGUAAUGUUUGAUUCCUUGAUUUUAAUCCUUUCAACACAAUGUAGCAGAUACAGACCUGUGACAUCAUCCAAAUGAAAAUGUUCCAUUGCUGCCACAAGGAAAAGUGCUGUCGUGUCAAUCUGCACAAACUGUUUGUAAGCGUUGUACGCAGCAUGUGGGCCUUUCUUCGCAUUGCUGCACCUGUAAAUCACAUAGCAGUUAUUUAAAUGGCUGCAUAAAACAUCUGCUUGUGAGAUUAUAUUCAUAGUUCAUAAAUUCAUGAUGGUGUGUGUUUGUUAGUAGUACCAAUCAGUGUUGGGCAAGUUACUUCAAAAGAGUAAUGCAUUAUUUAUUACUUGUUACUGUCAUUUCAAAGUAAUUAGUUACAUUGCAAUAUUACUGUCUUUGAAUUGUACGGCAUUACACUACUUUUACCAAAAUAACAGGAAAUAUGGAUUUGUUGUUCUCAAUAGAUCUUCCUGUGUUCAAUGCAGCUCAUUGCACAGCAGGAGGUGAUGUGGUAUGGCAUAAUGACUGAGCUAGGCUUAAGGCUAACAAAAGUACAAUAUAAUGGUCGCAGUUAUGGCUCAUGGUACAAUACAUUUCAUAAUAGAAAUAUUGUAACUUUAGGUAUUCAUAUAAAUCAAUAGAGCUAGAGCCUACUAGGGAAGAUGGAAAAAAAAAAAACACAUUGAGCCCCCUUUUCUACUACAACCAGGUUGUAGUCUUUUCGCUCUGUUCUAGCCCUACUGUUGAUAUGGAGAACCAAGCUAAAAGACUACAACCAGCCUCCCUGGACUGGAUUUUUUUCUCCUCUGUGAAUCUCGCAGUGUUGGCGAAUUUGUAUAAAAACACACAAGUUAAUUUCGGGUUUAAAACGUAUUUCUGGGUUAGUCGGGUUAGGGUUAGCCAAGUAAAAUAUUACCUUUUUUUGUUGGGAGUAACGCGUUACUUUUGUAACGCGUUACUCCCA